This is a messenger RNA of Blastomyces gilchristii SLH14081, 3695 nucleotides long. Its product is annotated as mannosyl-oligosaccharide alpha-1,2-mannosidase. Gene Ontology annotation, cellular component: endoplasmic reticulum; membrane. Gene Ontology annotation, biological process: carbohydrate metabolic process; N-glycan processing. Bases 1341 to 3080 code for a protein of 579 amino acids. Gene Ontology annotation, molecular function: mannosyl-oligosaccharide 1,2-alpha-mannosidase activity; calcium ion binding. NCBI's taxonomy places the organism in Eukaryota, Fungi, Ascomycota, Eurotiomycetes, Onygenales, Ajellomycetaceae. The record is from RefSeq and is a predicted model, not a curated record. The transcript has 4 exons.
AUAUAUUCCACGCUCCAAUAAAAGAGAACAUCAGAUGUGCGGGGAGAUUCAGCUGAGUAAGCGCCACAGAGUUGUUUAACUUUAGCCGACUGCCGCGUGGGAUUGUCAACGACAAUGUUGAUGGUGAUGGUGAUAUCAAAGAAAAAGAGGGGAUAACUAGAUUAAUUCGAGGAAUUAUAUUCAUAUGUCCUGCUCACCUACAAACCCUGUUCGGUGGUUGCUCCAUCAAUAAAGCAAUCCAACAUAAAUUACCAGUUCACCAUGAAUAACCAUUUGUAACGGUGUUCUUAAAGGAGGCGAAGGAUAUCAAAUAUGCUAUACUUUAUCUAAAUUGCACUUUAACAUUUUGCCAAUAGCAAGAGAAUUCAUGAACCAUUGGAGAAAGGGUCCUUAAGUGCCUCUUCUGAACAUUUGAAUAGCCACAGCAAUAAUCUGAUAAAGCUGAUGCAUCGUCUUAGCUGUGUGGGACUUAGCUGCGCGGGCGAACUGGGAGAAAUCGACCCACAAAGAAAGAGCAGAUCCAGCCAUAAUAAACUUCCUGUCAGUUGGCGGAGACCUUCAGGACCAUGACUGUGGAAGUACAUAGUGUAGAACACCUGGAUGAUAUGGUUCGAGUGAGAGUACUCCGUAGUUUCCAGAGAGGCGUUCACACUUACACCGUCAACCACGUCCCCUUCCCGUCAUUAGGAGCCUUUAUUUAUUUACAAUAAGGCUCCUUGGUUUUGGAGUGUUAUGUUAAACCCUCAAGAGCAGCCUUUUUUCCGCGUUCGACCUGGAAAGCAACCUUAGCACUACAGACGAUGCAGGAGCCUUGUUAGCAAGGUAUACCGAGCGUACUUGGUAUUCGUUUUAUCAGUCUCAGCCUAGUAUAGAGACAGCAUUGGUCCCGUUUUGAACUGUAGUUUGAGGCGUUUUUUAUGUCUGGUUUGUGGGCUGAACAAUGAUAGAUAGGUGACAACAACAGAGGGGUCACACAGGCUUAUUUAGUUAAAUAACUAAAUCCCCGGCCAUAGUAUAGAAGCCCUUUUCAAUAACUGCAUCCAUCCAUUCAAUACGACAGCCUGUCUGAUAAUUUUGCUGCAUUUUUAAUUUUAUUCUCAUUGUUACCUGGUUUUCUUGUAGCUAUUUAACGAAAUGAGACAAAAGCUAGGUUUAAAUACUGCCGCCAAGAUGAAUCGCUCUGUGGACAUUCCUCAACCAACCUCCAACCACACAGUUGUACCGAAGGCAGGCUGGCUUUUGGGACUGGGCUAUAUCAACAGGCCAACUGCAAUCGAAGGACGUGAGGAUUAGCAGUCGCCUCUCUCCGUCGAAACGGCUCCAAAAGUCAAAACGUGAAAAUGAGUUCGCCCGGCAAGGAACCACAUACCAGGACAAGGGGAUCUUAUACGCGCUCUCAAAACGCGCAGACUUCGACAUGGACAUUGCGGGCCAUCCUGAAACUUACGACGUUCUUGGCUGCCUGUGUUGCUUUUGCAUUGGGUGUGAUUUUGCGUGUUCAAGAUUCUCCGAAUGGGUUGCGCCUCUACAGGUGGAGGGCAAGCAAUUGGGAACAUCGCCGGGGAAAGGUUAAGGAAGCAUUUGUGAGUAGCUGGGAUGCUUACACAAAAUAUGCCUGGGGCCAAGACCAGUUUCACCCAAUCUCCCAAAAAGGCUCGCAGAUGAGCCCAAAGGGCCUGGGAUGGAUUAUCGUUGAUAGCCUGGACACUAUGAUGAUUAUGAACCUAACCUCUCAGCUGGGAGAAGCUCGUAAAUGGAUCCAGCGUGAACUUACAUAUGAUCAAGAUCAAGACGUCAACACGUUCGAAACGACAAUUCGCAUGCUAGGUGGCCUUCUCUCUGCACACUAUCUUGCAGGCCAACUCCCAGACGUCGCCUCUCAACGAGACUUCAUCUACUUGUCAAAGGCGAUUGACCUUGCAGAUCGACUACUCGGUGCAUACGAAUCCCCAUCCGGGAUCCCAUAUGCAAGUAUCCACCUGGAGACCAAAAAGGGAAUUGUAUCGCAUACUGAUGGCGGAUCUUCCUCGAUGGCAGAAGCUGCGACUCUCCAGCUAGAAAUGAAAUAUCUCGCCAACCUAACUGGGAAUGAAGUCUACUGGCGCAAGGCGGAGAAAAUCAUGCAAGUGCUUGAUGACAACGGCAUGCAAGAUGGCCUUCUCCCCAUUUUUGUAGACCCGCAAAGCGGCCACUUUACAACUCAAGAAAUCCGACUCGGGAGUCGUGGCGAUUCAUACUACGAAUAUCUCCUAAAGCAGUAUCUGCAGACAUCCGAACCCAUUUAUCUCGAGAUGUGGUCUGAAGCUCUAGCCGGAAUCCGAAAGCACAUGGUCACCAAGACAAAAUUCUCAAACCUGCAUUUCGUCGCUGAGUUACCCUCCGGAAUUGGAGGCAAAUUAUCCCCAAAGAUGGACCAUCUCGUCUGCUUCUUGCCAGGCACGAUUGCACUAGGCGUAACCGGCGGACUCACGGUAUCUGAAGCGAAAGAGAUCCAUGGCUGGAGCGACAAGAAGGAGAAGCAGAUGAACCUUGCCAAAGAACUCAUGAAAACAUGCUGGGGCAUGUACAAAGUCACGAGUACAGGGCUGGCUCCCGAGAUCGCCUGGUUCAAUGCGCACGAUGCGGACCUGCAACCUGUUCCCGGGGAAAAGAAAUCUCCUCUACCUCCGAGCAGAGACUCCAUCUCCGCCUGGAAACAAGAUUACAUUGUCAAUCCACUUGAUGCGCACAAUCUACAGCGCCCGGAGACGAUAGAGAGUCUCUUUAUGAUGUGGCGCAUAACUGAGGACCCCAUCUACCGGCAAUGGGGAUGGGAGAUAUUCGAGGCGUUUGAGAAAUAUACCAUCCCGCCGCAUGGAGAAGGGUAUGUGUCUUUGGACAAUGUAAAUAGUAUCCCGCCUAAGGUUAGAGAUAACAUGGAGAGUUUUUGGCUGGCCGAGACUCUAAAAUAUCUCUACCUCCUAUUUUCGCCAACCGACCUCCUCCCACUCACAGAUGUAGUAUUCAACACAGAAGCCCAUGUUUUCCCUCGGAUUAACGCCACAAAGUUUCAAACAGGUUGGACAAGGAAGCCGAGAUAGCCUUGAAUUGGGUGGACUAUUUGGUUACGCCUCAUCCUAUUAUUAUACUUCGCAUAUCACUAUUAAGUUUAUGGGGAUAUAAAGGAAUCUACAGCCUGGCUAUGCAUGAGCAACGGUUACGUUUUUUCUUCUGGGAGGACUGGGUUGAAUAUAAUUGUAUAUAACUUUCCGCUAGCUUCCGAUUUGGUCUAUUUCAUAUAUCGUUUCUCUGAUUCAGAAAGCUGAAUGGCCAGGAAUUGUAUGUGACUUGGCGACCUAAUGAAUAUGGAUCAAAGGAUCAUAGGAAAUCAAAGGCAGGUUGGUGAUAGUAAUGGCGAUGAAGGAGAUAAGGGUAAGAAAAACCAACCAAGCAUGGUAUAAUGUAAGAGAGAAAAGGGAGAGAGAAGAGGUUUUAACCACAUCAACAAAGAAGGUUCAUCCCGCAUGUCAAUUUGUAGAUGGCAGCUACCAAAACAGGUAUCCUGAAAACAAAAAUGUAGCAUAGAUAUAUAUACCUAUAUAGAUAAGACACAUUAUCCCGGACCUAAACAUAAGCAUCAACAUAAUAAAAAAUAAAAAAGCACCCGAUAAUUCUCUGCAAAAUUAGGAGGGAAAAGGAAACGAAUAGUAACGAAC